Messenger RNA from Coccinella septempunctata (seven-spotted ladybird), 1878 nucleotides. RefSeq names its product apoptosis inhibitor 5 (gene cass). The transcript has 9 exons. Gene Ontology annotation, cellular component: nucleus. The coding region runs from base 139 to 1701 and encodes 520 amino acids. The record is from RefSeq and is a predicted model, not a curated record. Gene Ontology annotation, biological process: negative regulation of apoptotic process. Gene Ontology annotation, molecular function: RNA binding. Lineage: Eukaryota; Metazoa; Arthropoda; Insecta; Coleoptera; Coccinellidae.
CUGUUUUCUGUCAUUUCUGUGUUGGUGUUAUCAAUGGAGAAGUUAGCGCAAACAUUUAUAUAGAAAUAUCAAUAAUCAAUUACUCACUAAUUGUGUGGAAAAGAUAAUAAUCAUUCUCUUGAAAUUUUCAUUCCCAUAAUGGAUUUGGGAAAGCUGUAUGAAAAAUAUAAUAUACUGAUAGAUGCUAAAAAUAAUGUGUCAGAGCAUAUUCAGGAUUAUGCCGACGCGAUCGAAGGUGCUCGAGGUGGAGAAAAGGAAAAAAAAUUAUCUACCCAAAUUCUUUCGAAAUUUUUCAAACAUUUUCCUAGUUUACAAAUUCAAGCUUUGAAUGCGAUUUUAGAUCUUUGUGAGGACGAUGAUAGCAUGAUACGAAUAUGUGCCAUGAAAGCUUUGCCUAUCAUGUGUAAGGAUUCACAAGAACACUUGAAUAAGAUUGUGUAUAUUCUUGCACAACUUUUACAGCUGGAAGAUCAAGAGUAUAAUAUAGCUUCAAGUUCUCUUAAAUUGAUAUAUAAGGAUUUUCCACAGCAAGUAAUCAAGGCUUUGUUCCUAUUUAUACAAAAUAGUACUGAUGUAAAUGUGAGAGAAAAAUGUAUAACUUUCAUUCUCAAAACUUUAUUAACCACACCAGUGAAUGGCAGUAAAGAGGAAAUUGAGGAUACCAUUAUUGAGGAGUCAAAGAAACUAUUGACGUAUGCAAAUCCUGAAGAAUUUGUAAUUAUUAUGCCAUACUUAAUUUCAUCCAAAUAUGGAAAAACAUUAUCAGGAGCCAAUCAGCUUUUAGAUACAAUUGCUGAACAAAUGGAUUUAGAUCAAGAGUUUGACCCUCAGGAGACAGGAAGCAUAGAGAAGCUAGUUAUGUGCACAAAAUAUGCAAUAACUCUAUUUUCGCCCAAAUGCGAGUCCAACAAGUUUUUCAUAUAUCUCUGUGACCAUGUACUACCUCAGUGGAGUUCUCUAGAUAGUUUGGAAAACUCUAAGGAUGUGAAGUUACAAAUUUUGAGGCUAUUAGCAGAAGUAUCCCUUCAUUGUGGAAAGCUAGAUAAUCCAUCUUCACAUGUAGUGAAUAUUUUCAGUUUAUUGAAGUCGCACAUGCCUCCCCCGCCAGAUACAGAUGAGACAACGCUGCCAUCUGUCGAUUUUACUGCUGUUGAAUGCCUUCUAUUCUCUUUCCACCGAAUAGCUAGACAAUGUCCAGAUUUCUUAACACAUGAUGCUGAAGUUCUGAGGGAUUUCAGAGCUCGUUUGCUCUAUUUUUCAAGAUGUGCUCAGGGUUGCAAAAAAGUAUUGAACCACACAAUUGCUACACGUGUGUCACUCCAGAGUAAAGAUGUAGAAAAAAUGAAAAUGGCGCCAUCCAUCUUAGAAAAUAUAAGAGCUCUUGUCAAAGAUCUAUUUUACAGUCCGCCAAUCUACAAAGUAUCUAUAACAUUGUCAUUUUUGAAAAAGGCAAUAACUCCUGAGCCAUCAGUUGUGAAGACUGGAGUUACCAAAAGACAUAUACCUAUAACAUUUGAUGGAGAGGCAGGUAAAGGAAACAAACAGAUAAAAACAUCUCGUGGGGAAAAUAGGAUAUAUCAACCACCCAGUGGAAAGUUCAGCAGUAACAGUAGUUUCCAGUCCUAUGAUCGUUCCGGUAGAGGCAGAGGCCACUUCAGAGGAAGGGGACGAGGUAAUUUGAACAGGAAUUGGAGGAAUUGAGAAGCAAACAAUUCAACAAAUUAUAAGUGUGAACUUCAAAGUAAACUCAUUUUUUGUUUUGUUAUUAAGACACUACCAAAUUAGUUUGAAAUCAGAGUGUAUCGAAAAGAUUUUUAUUGAGUUGUGUUUAUUUUAUAUGCAAUAAAAUUAACGAAUUGAAUGUUUUUUCAUGUCAGA